Symbiodinium natans is the source of this 759-nucleotide messenger RNA. The record is from the annotation of a GenBank genome assembly. NCBI's taxonomy places the organism in Eukaryota, Dinophyceae, Suessiales, Symbiodiniaceae.
AUGUUUCGUGUUGCCCUCUGCGCAACCUUCAUCCUGCAGGCACAGGCGGGAUUCUUCGAUGGUCUCACAAAGUCGCUGACGGAUGCAACUGCUCAGCUCGGUGGAAUGAUGAAGGAUCAGCUCAAGAACAACCCACAGGCUGCAGAUUUCGCAAAGGCUUUGCAGAUCAGCGACGGCAGCAUUGACAAGGCCCAGUCAAUGCUUGACUCCGCGAUGACCAAGAUCAAUACCAUCACGGCGGAAAUCCCCACCAUCCCCGGCCAGAUGCAGGCAGCAACAGACAUCGGCAACACUGCACAACUGGAUGCCCUGAAGCAGCGAAUGCUCGGCCUGCAAAAGGAUCUCUGCAAGCAGAUUGAUGGCGUCAACCAGGCGGAGAAGGAGGUGGGAGACACCACCAACUCCAUCCAAGGGGUCAUGAACGAUCUGACCAAGGACGUGGUGGAGGAUGCGGCUAAGCCGGAGGAGGCGAAGAUAGCUCCUUUCAUGAGCCAGUUCAAGACCGCCCUCGACAAGGCCGCUCAGGUCGGCGCCAAGGCCCAGUCCGUGAGCAUCUUCAAGGGCAUGUGCCAGCAAAGCGCCCCUGCGCAGCCCACCCAGCUCUACUCAUCCGGCUUUCAUGUGCCCUCGGCUCUGAUGGGCGCAGGCCUGGCCUCGAUGGCCAUCGCGGUGGCCUUUGUUGCCUUGGGGGGUGUGGCUGCAUUCCGUGCCCUCCGGAGGCGCACCGACACCUUCACGCUUGUGGAUCAUGCGUGCUAG